Polypterus senegalus (gray bichir) is the source of this 3987-nucleotide messenger RNA. RefSeq names its product coiled-coil domain containing 62 (gene ccdc62). The transcript is spliced from 14 exons. Lineage: Eukaryota; Metazoa; Chordata; Cladistia; Polypteriformes; Polypteridae. Bases 466 to 1983 code for a protein of 505 amino acids. The record is from RefSeq and is a predicted model, not a curated record.
AUACAAAGUACAAUAAAACUUACUGUCUUUUCAUUGUUGGUAACUCAUUGGUAUGUUAAAAGUUAUAUGUAAAAUGUGUGCAAAUAAACUAUAUGCAUUGUAGCUUGAGUAAUUUUCUUUAUGUAGAUAAUAGGAAAUACUUGAAUUGUAAAGAUUUGCCGUUACGAGUCAAUGCGCGCCUACUGUCAGCGCACUCAAGACUUUUAUUUUGGCAGGUCUAUGUGACGAGGGAGUAGGAAGUCGUUUUUGUGUGUGUGCGUCGCGGGUUACUGCGACUUGCCGUCGGUUCAUGUUUUAGGAUGGCAGGACCCCGCUGGAUCGGGUGUUGUUGAUGGCAUACACAACUCUACGUGUCAGUACGCUGAGAAUAGAGACAUGUUCGUGUUUUGUAGCUGUAAACGCGGCCACGGGAUUUAAACUGCCAUUGGACAUCGCGCAUAUUGAAGAAAACAUCAAUAUGAGGAAAUGGAAAAGAAGCUGCCAGUUUCCACACACUCCACAUCCGUACCUCAGGCAGUCUUUCAUUUUAAUUCUACUUCAGUUGAUUUAUCCUUCAGUAAUGAUAAAGCGCCUGAAUGGCAUAGCACUCCCAAAAAGAAGACACAGCCACAGACUCCUUCAUCUAGAAAGCCUUCAGCUUCAAAUCAAAUACUUUGUAACGUAACAGCUACAAAGUCACAUGACAGCGACUGUGCCAUUUCAAGCACACCUUUAGCUGGGAUUCGUGCCCCUGUCCCGGGUGGAAAAUACUUUCAGAGUUCUCCUAGUUUGUCUGAAGAUUCAGUUGUAAACCAGCAACACAGAGAGCUUCAGCUAUUGAUUGCAGAACUCAAAGACCAAGACAAAGAGUUGAAUAAUAUGUCGGAGGCACACAAGAAACAGCUGAUCGGUUGGGAGAAGGAUCGUCAGCGAAUAUUAGCCUUGGAGGAGCGAUCUGCUAAAUUAGAAAAGUUGCAUAAAAAAAAAGAAAUUAUUCAGACCCUAACUCAGCGGGUUAAGAUCACUGAAAGUCAAAAGCAGGAACUUUUGGACAAGGAGCAGAAGGCAAAUAACCAGUGCCAGAUUCUUCAGGAAACAAACCAAAGUCAAAAUUCUACUAUAAUAGAAUUGUCACGUCAAGUUGGACAAUUACAAAUGAGUGAACAAGAGCUUACAGCUUUAUUAAAAUCCAAGGAUAAAGACAUGAUAGAAGCCACUGAACAUAUUGUAAACAUGACUACAGAGAUUCAGAGGUUGGAUGCUAUGCUAAAUGAGAGCAGAAAAAGGGAAACUGACAUUAAGAUGGAGGCACAGAAAUAUAAACAGCAGCUGCGGGAAUUAAGGCAUGAAAUGAAGAGCCUAAAAGAAGAUGUAGUAGAGAAAACAUCAGAAAACAGCAGGCAAAGAGAAGAUAUCAUUCGUCUCAAACAAGAAAACCAGCUCCUGAGAAAUGAGCUCAGUUUAUUGGGUGAAAGAGAGCAAAGGAAAAAUGAACUGUUGAACCUAGCCAAGUCAAAGCAGGAUCGUACAGACUCAGAGUUGCAGUGUCUUCGUCAGGUGUGUGAAAACCAGCAAAAUGAUUUGGAGCUCCUCUACCUGAGUCUAAACUCUCAGGCAGGGUUGCAGAAGCUGGAAGCUUGGGGACGCAGUUUGAGUGACAGAAGCCAUGAUUUCAAGACACAUAGUUUGGAACUUCCCGUCAAAGGGCGGAACACACCACAAAGAGGGUCGAUCCAACAAAAUGACUCUUUUGGAUCAAAUGUUUCACUUGUAAAUGGUGACCUUAACCACAAGGGUGAUUCUCAAGAUGAAUUGUCCAGCACCCAAAACAGCCAGAUUCAACGAAUGAUAGCUGAAUCAAAACAGAUAGUAGCCAGUCUGGAGAGACACACUUCGGUGCCUGUCAGUCCAGCACACAGUUUAAGCAGCAGGGAAAGUGAAUCGCAUCUUAGGGAUCAGUCAACAGCUAGCCUUCUCAACCUGGAUGCACUUGACAUUCGUUAAGCAGAAAGGACAGAUGAGAAAUUUUGGACUCGGACCUGAACAUUCUUAGGUUUGAAACAUAGGAUAUUUCAGAAAUAAUGCAUAAUUGAAAGGCCAUGUAAUGUCACGAGUGUAAGGAGCAUACUGCUGUAAAGGCUGUCUCAGUUUAUAUUUACAUGGAAAGAAAACAACCCUGCAUUUUUUGGAAUAUAUUGAAAUACUGUCUAAAAAAGGCAAAUUGCAGACUCGCCCUGCUUUAAAGAAACUGAAUGAACGUUGCUACCAUUUGAAUGUUGUUAAUUCAUAGGCAGGUUUAAUAUACUCAUCCUUUGCUCAUUCAGGAAUAUUUAAUGUAAAAAAGCCUAAUUCUUUUUUUUAAAGCUUUUUGUUUUAUUAUUUAUUUUCACCUAGUGGGUGUUUUUCAUCUAUUGGAAAAAUAAUUACAUUUUAAUUAAUGUAACUCCAUUGUAAUUACUAAACAAAUAUACCCUUUUAAAGUAUGGUAUUUAUAAAUCAGUUUUGCUUAUAUUUAAAGGGAUAUUCCACCCAAAAAAUGUUGUGUUAUAUGUUACCCAUUCUAGUUUGUCAUGGAGGCUGAAUUGAAUACCUGCCUACCCCCUCAUUCAUUGGUCAGGAGCCCUGUCUUCAAUUCAACAGUGUGUUGAUAUAUAUAAAGCAUAUUUAAAAAAAUGUAAUUUUUUGGUGGAGUAUACUUUUAAUUUCUCUAUUAUUUAUCUGUGUAUAUAAUGAAUUCAGUUCUUUAUGGUCAAAAUGGUUUCCAGUUAAUUAAAGCUUAUGUGGACUCUACCAGUCAAGUGGCCUCAUUAAACUUGUACCCCAUUCCCUUGUACAGUACAUGCUGUGAUGUCAAGAGUUUACAGCAGGACUGCUCAGCUCAUAUAGUGGAGAUUCUUCUGAAUAAGAAUUGUAAAAGGUAUUUGCUAAUUCCUGGUUUAAUUAGACCUUUGUUUGUUCCCAUUAUUAGACUGAAUUAUUGUAAUCAAAGCAUAUUUACUUAAUGUGGAACUACUUUUACUUAUAUGUUAAGUAUUUUAACUUGCAGAACCUUACAUGAGCCAAUUCUUGAGUUUACACCUGCUGUAUGUAAAUCACUUUUAAGUGUCUAUAAUGCAGAUAGAGUGGAAGAAUAGAGCCACUUAAUCAAAUGAGUAAAUGAGUCUUUUGUUGAAAUUGUAGCACUUCAUUUAAGAUUUCUUGUUUUUUUAAAUAACCAUCAAAUAAGAACAAAAUACUAAGAACAACUUAAAUUGUAUUUAGUGCUGCUCAACUUGGUGCGUUAUUAAAACAGUUUUAUAAAAUUCCAUAUUGUAAUUUAGUUCUAAGUUAGAUGAGUGCAGAUAUUGGAUAAAUGAAAGUCUGAUUAAACCGGGGGUUCAGUUACUGCCAGGACUCCACCUCUGAACAGUACUUUGGCUAUAAAGAAGUUCAGCAGGCACUGGGAUACCUCAUAGACUGACUUGACCACCCCAGCAGUCCUAAACAUUUACUCCAGUUUUGCUUGACUUUAUAGCUCUGUACUGAAAGGGAAAACAAUUGUGUUUUUUUUUUUGUUUGUUUUUUUUAUCUUUGAAUUGUAAAGUGUACUAAUCAAUGAGAUCCCCUCUAUAAUAGGACUGUGUAAACAACUCUGACAAUUUUAAAAGGAUCUUUUACGUGAAACUAAAGAAAUAUGAUAUCCUGACAUGUAAAGACUGUUAACAGACCCUGCCUUUUUAUGUACUGUUCACAACCAUGUACAUUUCUUUUGUAGUGUAUAUGUGUGUAUAUAUUGUGUAUACAUUAUAUUUUUUAUAACAAAAAACAGGCAAUUUUGACUGUUCAUUUUACAAAUAAAUGACUUUGUUAAAAGUCUAGUGAUAAAACAUGCUUUUAAACUAAGUGAUUUUUUUAAUGUAUUUUGGAUUUUUAAGCAAAUUUAGUAAUUGUAAAAUCAGUAUUAAUAUGAAGGAAUAGGACAAGGUGAAAACUCUGUGCUAGAAAAUAAAAAUAAAAGUUGUAAAAACA